Molecule: messenger RNA, 1274 nt
Organism: Tribolium madens (black flour beetle)
Lineage: Eukaryota; Metazoa; Arthropoda; Insecta; Coleoptera; Tenebrionidae
Exons: 3
Coding region: 92-952 (286 amino acids)
Source: RefSeq, a predicted model, not a curated record
ACCAUCAUGUCCUUCAGAUUUGUUUUAAAGUUCAAGGCGACUAGUUCUUCAUGAAGGUGUGUUCUAAUUUAAGUGUGCCUUAACAACCACCAUGGAUUACUCAUUGAUAUUUUGGCUACUAAUUGCGGUUUUUUCGACGGGUUUUUGUGCCUCUAUUGAGAAAAAUAACAGUGAACUUGAAACUGUAACAGUGCGAAAAAGCAGUUCACGCAAGAUCUCCUUAGGUGAUCUCAUAACAUGUGGUCUAAUACGAGAUAUUUCAUGCUUUUUGGACGUAGGAGAUGCGUUUGUGGAGGAAAAGAAGAAUGAAAUUUUAGCACAAGCCGAUGUUUCAAAAGCUACAAGUCGAGCCAAUAAUGAAAAUUCUCCAAGUAAUUUGAGCAAAGCCAUCAAUAGAAUCGUCUCAGAAUUAACCGAUGUGUUCAGAGAAGGUAUAUUCAGCUUCUUCAAAAGUGCCCGAGAAGGGGAGGAAGACGAUCAGAUUGAAAGCACAAUUGAAGAAAGCGAAGAAUCUUCUGUAAAACCCAGUAGCAGAAAAGUUGGAGAAUCACGUAAAAAGAAGAAGAAGGGGAAGCUCAUCGCCUUGAUCAAACUGAUUAUCAUUGGAAUUGUUCUUAAAGCAAAAUUAACUUUACUUUUGAAAGCUCUAUCAGCGGCAUUGCAAGUGAAAUUCUUUUUAGUAGCUUUGGCUGGAUUGAUUUUGAAUGCGGCGAGAUUCUAUUUAGAUUUGAAGAAAGGACAUCAACCACAAAAAGUAAUUUACUACGAGCACGCCCAACACCAGCACCACUAUGAAGGGGAUGACGAUUGGGGAAGUUCCGGCCCCGGAGGCGGUUAUUGGGGCCGUUCUUACGAGGAGGAAGAAACUUCCCCACAUAAUUUAGUAUAUGCUAAACAACGACCUUACAAAAAAGUUGAGAAAGACGAAUCGGGUUUCUCCUGGUUCGGUUAAAUCAUAACUGAGGCAUUGUAGGAUUAGAGGUGUUCUCAGGUAUUGCAUUUCGUAUGAGAACUUGUAAAUUUUUUUAAAACUCGAGUAACUAGUCAUAAGUGUGGAAGCAUUUACAAAUAACUUAUUUUAAUUUAUUCUUAUUUAUUUUUUUGUAUAUGUAGGUUAGAAUUAAUUCAGAACUGUUGAAAACUUUUUUUAACUUGUCUAGUAUAAGUGAUGAUGUAACAUACAUUAAAAAAUGUAACUGGAUUACUCGCAUGUGACAAAAGUUCAGGCACGUGUAACAUUGUACAAGAAUCUAAAAUAUACGUCUUGACUGAAA